UUUGUGCAGUGGUGGCAGUCCCGCCCAGAGCCGGGAGUGUGAGGCACCGCUAGCGCUUUAUCCGCGGGUUCGCCGGCCCCGGGCCGCAGCGCCGUACGGGUUAAGUAUCCUUCCACCUGUUGGUGCCUGACAGGCAGCUCUGUGUAGGGAACGCUCUCCGCCUCCCUCUGUGUAACAUUCCCAGACUAGCGGGGGAAAUAUAAGGGGCUGCGCCUCUUACGCCGGCUUUUGGCCUUUCUACGGGACUCCCAGGGAAACUAUGGCCACGUCUACCCCCAGCAGAGCCCGGGAACAUGCCUCUGCAGCCCCGUCUCCCGGUAGCCCGACGCGCAUCAGUCGGAUGCAGGAGAAGGAGGACUUGCGGCACCUCAAUGACCGGCUGGCCGCGUACAUCGAGCGUGUGCGGUCUCUGGAGGCCGACAAGUCGCUGCUGAAGAUCCAGCUGGAGGAGAAAGAAGAGGUUACCAGCCGGGAAGUGACCAACCUCAGGCUGCUCUAUGAAACCGAGUUAGCCGAUGCCCGCAAGCUGCUGGACCAAACGGCCAACGAGAGGGCACGGCUGCAGGUUGAACUGGGCAAGGUUCGGGAGGACUACCGGCAACUACAGGCCAGAAAUAGCAAAAAGGAAACAGACCUAAGUCUGGCCCAGAAUCUGCUCAGGGACUUGGAAAGUAAACUAAACACCAAAGAAGCCGACCUUGCAACUGCAUUGAGUGGCAAAAGAGGUUUAGAAGAGCAGCUUCAAGAGCAGAGAGCCCAGAUCGCUGGUCUUGAAUCCUCUUUAAGGGAUACAACCAAACAGCUUCAUGAUGAAAUGCUAUGGAGGGUCGACUUGGAGAAUAAAAUGCAGACUAUUAAAGAACAGCUGGAUUUCCAAAGGAAUAUUCAUGAGCAGGAGGUUAAAGAGAUGAGGAAGCGCCAUGAUACAAGGAUAGUAGAAAUAGAUUCGGGUCGGAGGAUAGAAUUUGAAAGCAAGCUAGCAGAGGCUCUUCAGGAACUAAGGAGAGACCACGAGCAGCAAAUCUCUGACUACAAGGAACAACUGGAGAGGAAUUUCAGUGCAAAGUUAGAGAAUGCACAGCUUGCGGCUGCUAAGAACAGUGAUUAUGCCAGUGCAACCCGGGAAGAGAUUAUGGCCACCAAACUAAGGGUGGAUACUUUAUCAUCUCAGCUGAGCCAGUAUCAAAAACAGAAUUCAGCGCUGGAGGCUAAAGUGCGAGAAUUGCAGGACAUGCUGGAUCGUGCACAUGACAUGCACAGGAGGCAAAUGACCGAAAAGGAUCGAGAGGUGACAGAAAUAAGGCAAACACUACAGGCCCAGCUGGAAGAAUAUGAACAGUUGCUGGAUGUGAAGCUGGCCUUAGAUAUGGAGAUAAAUGCCUACAGGAAGAUGCUAGAAGGAGAGGAGCAGAGGCUAAAGCUGUCACCAAGCCCAUCUCAAAGAAGUACAGUUUCCCGAGCUUCUACAAGUCAAUCAAGCCGCCUUUCACGUGGGAAAAAGAGAAAGUUAGAAGAGACUGGCAGAUCAGUGACCAAAAGAGCCUACAAGGUUGUUCAGGAGGCCUCCUCCACAGGGCCAGUGUCUGUAGAAGAUAUUGACCCAGAAGGGAACUAUGUCAGGCUGCUGAACAACACAGAAGAGGAUCAUUCUCUGCAUGGAUGGGUAGUUAGGAGAAAGCAUGGAAGCCUUCCAGAAAUUGCAUAUAAACUUCCAUGUCGUUUUGUUCUGAAAUCCGAACAACGUGUCACUAUCUGGGCUGCAGGAGCUGGUGCUGUACACAGUCCUCCCACUGAUUUGGUCUGGAAGUCUCAUAAGAAUUGGGGAACAGGAGAUAUUAAAAUUAUUCUCCUUGAUUCCAGUGGUGAAGAAUGUGCUGAACGAACCAUUUAUAGAGUCAUCGGAGAAGAGGGUGAAACUGAUGAAGAUUUCGCAGAGGAAGAGGAAUUAGAGCGUCAGUUCCGUUCCCAGUCUCACCAAUCGGUGGAUCCCAGCUGUUCCAUCAUGUAAUUUAGAGCUGGGAAAGUUGAAGGAAAAUCUGGUGGAGUUUUUCUAAAUCUCCCUAUUCUGCUGGAAUAUUUGGAAUGUGUUUGAUGUUCUAACGUUUGAUCUUCUUGCUGUUCACCUGAGAACAUUUUGGUGGGCAUUUCUUUCCCUUGGAGCCUGCGGACUUGAGAACUGACAAAGGAAAUAACGUGCAUUUCAUUGCAAGACUGUAGAAACCCGUACAAUGUGCACAUACUUACAAUUAAUGUUUCUGUGAAAGCUACUGGCUUGGUGCUUCCCAUGUGAAUGGGGCAAAGAAUAUUUGUUUCUAAAACACAAUGUAACUUCUGAAAAUGCUCCCGCCCUUCAUCCUUUUCCAGAUAUUGAACUACAACUUUCAAAACCCCCAACUGUGUUUAGACUUUGAUUGGAUGUUGGGAGUUGUAGAUCAAGAUCUGGCAGGCUGCUGGUUGCCCAUGCAUUGCUGUAGCUCUCUCUGGCCUUUCGCCUUUAUGCAAAUUCUCUGACUAGGGCUUAUGCAUAUUAAAUACAUGCUGUCUGCCACUGUCAGCAGCCAUUCAGCAUGUGGCCUUAAUGUGUGUGCUUGCCAGAUGCAUAACAUGGCAACCCAGCUUCAAGCUUGAACAAGUGAAUAUUGCUGGUAUUUCUACAAGUGUAAGAGCAAUGUUUUGCCUGUGAUCAUGUGCCAUGUUUAAUACAGUCUUUAAUGCAAGAGGGCUAAAUGAAAGCUAUCUGGACCCCUAACUUGCUAUAAAUCCUGAUCAUGUAGUCACAUUGCAUAUUCUGUGAAGGCAAGGAAAGUUUACUGUAUAGCUAUAGAUGUGACAAAGUUCUUUCCUUUAAGAACAGCUUUAUUUAAGCUAUAGCAUACCUUCACCUCUGACACUGUUCAGGGCAGACCGAGCGGUGGCAAAUGAUCACAUUAUCAAGGCAACAAGUUUCUGCAGUUCCCAGCCAGGUCACUCAGGUCUGCCCUUAAUCAAACUAGACCUGAUAAUGUCCCACAGCACUUCUGCCAUCAGACCAGAGUUGUGCUGUGGUGUCUCUGUCAUCCAGCUGUGCAACCCUCAUUGUACACUAUUUGAUUCCAUUCUUACACCCCUUGGGGUUAAUACAAAGACCCAUAGGUUUGCAGCACACUAAUUCACUCCUCUCAAUGUAAGCUUCUAUUUUUAGAUACAUUUUCUGUUAUUAACGAUUUAAAAAGGAAAAGUAAACAUUUAUUUUAUAUACUUUGUAAGCUUAUAAAAAACACACAACUUAAUACUUUUGUAAACUACAGAGUGUGUUCCCACAGACUGUUGUGAGUGAGCUCACUGGCAGCUGUUGUUUGCCUUAUAGUGUUCAUGUAGCAUGUGUUUGUGUUGCUGUGAUCAUUUCAUGGUUUUAUGUGCACUUAGUAAGAAUUAUUAGAUACAAAAAGGGGCAAUUCUAAUGCCAGAGCCAUGAUUUGCAUGUUGUGACUGAGCUAUUAAAUUGCACCCCAAAGCAUUCCCUUAUGGAUAUUGACUCUUAUUGGUUCCUGAGCGUUGUAGUUUAGCAAUAGCUGCAGAGCCAGUUCAAAGGUUAGUGUGAAAAAGUGGUAUAUUGAAGGAAAAUAUAGGUGGGUAAAAAGUUACCAAUCUUGCGGUUUGUUAUAAAAAUAGGCAUCCUCUUGCGAUACCCUGACCUUUUGGUUUGGGUGUGGGGGUGGUACAUAGUUGCUAUAGUUUCAACCAGUGUUUGCAGUAGGUAAAUUUUUUUUUUAGUUCUAAGCUGGAGGCUGUGCCAGUGCUAGAGUGGGAAGGGGGUUCUUAUUUACUCCUUGGGGAAAAUGGCUCCAAUAAACAAUUGCUAAGUUCAGUUUCCUUUGCCCCUAGCUGGACUGAUUAAAGCUAAAGCCUGUAAGAAUGAUUGCCUUUUAAUGGUUUUUAUGGCAUUUGUCUACUGUACCGAUUCCCACAGCAGUCAGCCCUAUGUAUCUUAAAGACAGAGCAUUCUAAACACCUUUACUUACUGUCCAGCUCAGCUCCUCCUAUAUUACUGGAUUGCAGCUCUUGGGACAGUGCCUGCCCUGAACUACAUAGUACUGGUAUACUUUUGCUCUGUACAUGCUGUGUUCACGGAAAGCACAUUAACUGCUUAAAGUCCAGAAGCUGUAGGAUGAGGGCCAAAAGCCAAAAAAUCUAUUACAACAUAUAAAUAAUAUAAUAAUAAUAAAUAUAACACAACUAUCCAGGUUCCAUCCUAACAAAUUGCUUUCCCUAGAAGAGCAUGGUGCUGGCCAUUCCCUGCAUGGCUAACCAGCAGUAACCUCUCCUGCGUGUGGUCCCUGUGCUCCAACAUUUAGUUAAGGUUCUGUUCACAGGGCUUUUCCCCUCUACUGCAGAUAUCAACUGAAAUCCUGGGGACUAGCCGGCUAUAAGAAUAAUAAGCACAUGGAGCACAUAUAACUGUAUUGUUCAGUCAUGACUUGGGGGGGUUACCAUACAACUAGGAUAUCUAGCACACAGCCUCCAGCAUAUGGGUACAAUGUCUAGCACAGUAGUAACUGGAAAUAUUUCUUGGUUCUAUGCCCCAAAAAAAGCUGAAUAUAGUUUGACCAUCUCCAGUGUAAUGGUAAAAUAUCAUAGGCCAAGCCCAUAUAAAUGUGUUAGAAAAAGUCUUUUAUUUAUACUGUGAGUCAAUGUUCUAUAUUAAGAUGUGCACGGUAGCCACAACAGACCAAUGUGAAGCCUAUUUUGUUUGUUAUUUUAUAUCUAUGAAUAAAGAGAUUUUCUAUAAAAUAA
This is a messenger RNA of Xenopus tropicalis (tropical clawed frog), 4773 nucleotides long. It is a transcript of the gene lmnb3, whose product is annotated as lamin B3. The record is from RefSeq and is a predicted model, not a curated record. Gene Ontology annotation, molecular function: structural molecule activity. Gene Ontology annotation, cellular component: nuclear envelope; nuclear lamina. NCBI's taxonomy places the organism in Eukaryota, Metazoa, Chordata, Amphibia, Anura, Pipidae. Bases 260 to 2008 code for a protein of 582 amino acids. The transcript is spliced from 11 exons. Gene Ontology annotation, biological process: cytoskeleton organization.